CGGACAGGGUCUUUCGCGCGUCGUCCUCCGGAAACCGCCUUCUCCCAUCGCUUCAUCCCCCGCUUUCACCUGGAACGCUGCCCCCUUCCCCGGAGUGUGUGUCGGUCGUGUGUCGCGUGUCUCCGUGUGUGUGUUGUGGUCGCUGGAGUCCCCGCUUCCCAGACGUCAUCGAGUCCGCUCAACUUUCGCUGCUGGCGAAGACUCGAGUCUCUAUUCACUCAACUCGGCGGACAUUAAGAUUUCAGUUGGUGGAACUCAAACCGCGCCUCGCGUGGAGAAAGGGACAGGGUUCGCAACAACUUCGCAUCCAGUUCAUCCCUUUGAUGUCAAGUCGCGGGAACUAACUCCAGAGGGCCAGAGGCGGCUUAUCAGAACUCCGCGAUUUUUGAAUAAUGUAUGGACGAGUUUAAACUAUCACGAGUAAGGAGUUAGACGAGUGUAUCAGGGUCUUGAGUGUAGGAGCAAAGAAGGCCAGAAAAGCAGUUCGGUUGGUUUUUUUAUUAAGUUAUUUCUCUCUCCAUCCCAAGUUAUAAAAUUUCCUGCAUAAUUGGAAGAGUCCCUGCAUCCUCUUAAGAGGUGUUUAGCAAUAAUUUCAAAUACUGCUUAUCAAAAUUUCCCAUUAGAAACGCAAAAUGAGCUUCAUCUCCUAAAUGCAUCACCUAUGAUUUGUUAAAAAAGAAAAAAAAGAAAGAAUCCUCGGGUGACGUACGCUGAUCCACAAUGAAUCCAAUCCCGUGUCCCUCAACUUUUAGUUGAGACCUGGUCACCUAACGCAAAAAUUUCCCACAUGCUUUCCCAAUACCCGCGCUUUCCUACCUUCAAAUUUUCAAAAUCUCCAAUUUGCAUUUCCAUAAACAACCUUUGCCAUUAUCCCAACGUUUCCGCGUCCGUUGGCGGAUUUUAAGGGCCUCCCGAGUUUAAACUCGCCUCGUCAAUCCAUUCUAAAAACAAUAAUUUAUUUCUCAAAAUAAAAAUUGUAAGAUUAGUGCAUCGUCGUGAUUAAAAAUAUCCUCUCUCGGCAUCAUUAAAUGCAGAAGUGUGCGCGAUUAUUUCUUUAAGAAACCGUAAACGAACUCGUUGAAUUGUUGCCAUAGAAAGAAACAAUCGUCGAAAAGUUAAUCGUUGAAAAGAGGUGUUUUCUGUGAAAAUCCGGAUUUCGAGCGUGGCAACCGCGACCCCUGGCGUAAAAAUUGGGGUUUUGGGGGCGCGGGCGUGGGGUCGGCGAGGGGGGAUGCUGGGCGCGGGGGGUAAUCUGUCCGGAUUCGACCCGUGCUAGCGGAGAGUGCGGUGGAGCAGACGAGGAUCUCAUCAGGCCGUCAUCGGAAAUGGAUCUGUUUGCCUCUGAGACUCCGAGGACAAGCAUUCCUGCGCCCUAAAUAGCGAUGCCAAUGGCGUGAUGGAGGAUUCGUCCACCAGCAGCGCCACCAGCGGUCCCUCUGAUGAGCCUUCGACCACCGAACGCCUGAACUCGACGACAGAGCGGGUUCUUUCGGAGAGAGAACUCAUCCGCCUCGAAUUCUACCGCACUUAUGACGUCAUGACUGGGGUGCGGAUAGCGGCGACGUUGGGGGGGUUCUUCGGGCUGAUGGUGCUGCUGGUGUUGUACAAGAGCCGCUGCAAAGGCCGGAGCGAGUCGGACGAGCACCUGGAGGCGGCCAUCACGGCCGUCGUCGAGGACGAGAAGGUGGAGGACGACGAUGACGUCAUGGCCGCCCUCACCAUGAGCGGCGUCAACUUCUACGGGCCGCGACGAUCCCUCGGGAACAUGAGCGCCCCGCCCUACAUGCGCUUCGCAUCCUUCGCCGGUGGUACUGCGAUGAUGCAACCACCAACAUCUAAAUCUGGGCUUAGGGGUAGAGCAAGCCUGCCCGUCUCUGAUAUCCGUUACCACAUGUACAGUUCACGAGCAUCUCCCACUGAUGAGCGGAAUGUUAUGGCAGAACCUCCCGUCAAAGUUCACAAGGAGGUGGAGGAAGAGGAGGACUCGUUCGAGGAGGGAGGGGGCCACUUCCUCCGAGUCCCGGGCUCCUCGCGACGCUUGAGUUCCAUCACCUGCUCCAGUUCGGACGCCUCCUACUUGUACCUGGAGCGGCGGACCUCCGCCCUCGAGAUGGGCUUCCCGCCCAGGCCCUCCAUCUGCAAGACCGACAAGGCGCUUUCCGAGGCACCGUGGGAUUUCUACUAUCCGAUUGAUAUCCAAGUGAUCCAGCCGACCCCAGAGAUGACACCGGCCGGAAGCGAAGCGAACCUGCACUUGCGGCCCGAGGACCGGAGCAAAGCGACUCUCUCGGUGCCCGGACAAGCACCACUAGCGUCGAUGACGAGCUCGGGUCUCUCCACGGAGGCGGAGGGCACCUCGCUCACCGUCUCCGACACGGUCUUCAUCGACGAGGACCCGGAGAUCGACACGGAGGACGAGAUCGAGGACGAACUCAGCACCGACAGCGAGGCCGACCAACACUACACCCAGGUCGACAAGGACUGCCUGGCCGCCACCCAGAGGCACCCCUCCCAGAACCCCUUCGCCGACCCCGCCCCCGCCGAACCGGACGUCGUCCUCGCCCUGAAAACCGGUUCCCGCCAAUACUCGCCCAAGCCGAGUCGCCGCUUCUCCGCGCCCGCAGACCGGAAGUUGCCCACCGGCACCGGAACCGGAAACCCUCGACUUGUCCCGUUCUCAUCGACGGGGGACGACGACGAGCAGUUCCCGGCGUGCAGCAAGACCGUCCUCGGGCUCACGCAGAUAACGAGACUCGAGCUGCCGCUACCGGAAGUCCAUCGACCGGAAAUCAGCGCCGAUCCGGAAGCGAUACCGAUGACGCAGUUGGGCAGGGUGGAAACCAGGUGUCAGUUGGAGGUAGACAAACCGAGGAAUAAGUUAGAUACUGCCGCGACCUUAAGAUCAAGACAAAAGCGUUUGGAUGAGCCGGAGAUGGCCCGAGCUUCGACGUCGCGACAGCAUUCGCUCGGGACCGACAGGUCAGGCACGGUAGAGGACAUACCACUCCAGGAAAUGAAAUCAGAAUGCUUCCAGUCUGAAAGGCGUGUGUCGGUUCCAAGGACGUUAGUGAAGGAAGAGAAUGAAUUCCUCCGACGUCGGAGAGAGACGAGAUCUCCGGAGUCAGUGCGGAAAGUGGAGAAGGUGGUGGUCGAAGUGCAUGUCGCGGAAGUUAAGUCGGAAGUAGAUUCUGGUUCCCGCGUCUCGUCGUCGAGUGCGCAAGCUCCGAGCUUUUCAGUGUCGGGGACGCAGUCGGAGGACUCUGUGACGUCAUCGCGAGGAGUCGUGACGUCGGUGGAUUCCGUGACGUCACGGAAGGUGGCCGGCAGCGAGAGUUGCUCAAUUAGUGGCGCCGAGCGCUACACUGUACCUGGCUCAACGUUCUCGAAAUCCCUGGAGAGGCUCCAGCCUAGCGGGGACGCGCCUGCGGACAGGGACGCCAACCAAACAGGGUUAAACAAAACAGGGUUCUUAAUGUCGACGAGUCACUCGUGUGAUCAUCUAGUUCAAAAUGUUCAGGAAGUCCGAUUAGAUGUUAAUAAGUCCUUGCCCUCCCUCCCAUCCACUAAAUCUCAAGAGACCCUUUUUUGAACACUGGAGUCGUCCCUAGAGCCCCUUUAUACUGAGAGUAGAGACAAUGCGAAUUCACUUCUGACUGGAUCCCGUAUUUCAGGCCUUCACAGUGUCACAAACGGGAAUAAAGAAUAGGUACAGUUUCACAGAUUGCAAAGAUUAUACACUGGAAUCGACCGGAGAAUAGGAGGUACGGCAAGGAACAAAUGAAAUGAGAGAAGGCACGGAGACAGGAACUUGGGAAUGGGUUAAUCAAAGAUUACAGCAAAAGUCCAAUUUGUGUAAUCUUUAUUCCCGUUUGUGACAUCCACAAGUCGCGUUCUCUCAACUCUCUCUAAAAAGGGACUAUAGUCGCCCCCGGCGGUUAUUAGGUCGGAUGCGUAUUCGUUCUACUAAAGAGAUGGUCGAGAGUACCUUAAAAGGGAGAGUAUAAACACUGGAGAUUACAUUGUUGAUUGACCUAGCCAUUUUAGACCACAUUAAACUCAUAGGCCAAAAUAAAAUAGCGAGCGUUGCAAGUAAUCGAUUCAAAAGUGCAAAAAUUAUGUUUUAGUUUUUUGUAAUAUAACCAUAAAAUUUACUCGAAUUCCUCAGUUAGGGAAAUGUAUUUUUUUUUAACCAACCCACCCCCGCUGCUUUUACCCAUGUCACUUAAAAUUCGCCGCCAUUUUUAUUUUAUUUGUUUUUUUCCGUCUUAAAGGACUUCACGAGACCCAGCGUCAUACUCUCUCUUCAGAGGUAUUCGAGGUGCUGGGGUCCAGAUGUAGGUGAAAUAUUAUUUUUUACUUUGUGAUUCUGUAAGAAAAGUUCUAGCCCGAGGAAGUUGUACAUUGGUACAAUCACAUUUUCAUCUUGGAUUAGCAUUCAAUUAAACAAAUCCUUGACAUCCUGGGUUACCUUACAAGUCAUACCCGUGCAAAAGAUAGGAUAUUUAUUUUCAAUUACCCCAAUCAAAAAAGAGGUCAGUACACCAGGCUAGUUUUUAUUCUCUUCUUUCCUUUUAAAGAAAUGUGUAUUAAUGUUCAGACUGUUAUUGAAUAUGACAGACUACAGAUGAUAUGAAAAAAUGUCUCUAUUAAUGUUUUUGUGUUCCAUUAUUCAAGAAAAAAUGAUGAAAGUUGAAUAUGAAUACACAUAACACCCACAUGCAGGCCGCUUCUAAUCGAAAAACGCUGAAAGAAAUUGAUUCAGAAAAAAAUUUAAAAAAGAACUGCUGACUAAAAGUCAAAAGUGUGCCUCGAGCAGUGCUACAGAAUGCGGAAUUUCAGUUUUAAUAUCAGUUUAUUUUUAUUUACUCUGGACUGGAGGUGAAUUUCAGUUGGUUUCUCUCAAAAAAUGGCCAAAAAGAGUUAGGUCGUGAAACUAGCCACACUACCAAAUUUUAUAGGUUUAAAACAAAUCGCCUGGUUGGGUCCCAAGCCCUUUACUGAGAUAAUUCGUAUGAAUGAUUGGGUAGGGUUUGCCCUUAUCAAAUUAAGGUGCAAUAAACCAAGUGUGAAUGAAGAGGAAAGAUUUUAAACAGUAUAAUAUUCUUUUUCUUCUCUCUUGUUAUCGGAUUUUCUCUAUUACAAUAUGCUCAUUAAAUAAAUGAAAAUGCCAGUUGAAUAAAUAAUAAAAUAUGAAUGAGUAAAGUGCAUUAGUUAGAAUGAUCAUGUAAGAAAACGAUGAAAUCCCACGGGAAAAAGUAUAAUGAUUUCAACUAAACUCCUGGCUGUUGUGGCUCCCUCUGGCGGCUGCAACCACAAUUCUGUCUGUUGCCAAAAUUAACCAGGAAUCUAAUUGAAAAAAAUUAUCAUCCUUUUUUUUUCACGUGACUUAGCGAUUUAGCGUGUGGAAACUGCGUAAAAUUAGUAACUAUUACAUAGCGAGAAUGUGAAAAUGUUCUGAUUUUCUCCCAAUUUUCAAAGAUACUCCUUUAUAAGUGAAACAGGAAUUUUCUAACUCAAUUACAGGAUCUGGUUCCUUAGAAACACAUUGUGUCAUGCGCAGCUGAUAUGCGAUUGCUGAUUAUUCUGGAGCUGAAAUACCUAUGCCUGAUGAACAGCCUUCAUUUUGUUGUGAUACAAUUUCAUUGCCUCAGAGUUAAAAUAGUUAUCGCCGCAAAAUGGUAGGCGACUUUUAUCACGAAGCACCAGAAUAAUAAAAUCGCGCCACUGAUUGCAUCGGGACGUGCGAGAACCGCUAAUGUCCGUUUUUCAGUCUUAAUUUUAUUUGAGUUCAUAAUACUUUUCGGAGUUCGCUGCAAUCACGAGAGUGGUUUCGAAACUUGUCUCCGGGUUUUCUUAAUCCCAAAACGAGUCCUUCCAUCACUUUCAUGGUUGUAUCAACUCUUUGAAAAUGUUAUGAUCUCAAAAAAACUCAAGACUGGGAAAAUGGAAUUAGCUGUUUUCGCAAGUCCCGAUUCAAUUAGGGAUGACGACAAGGCAAAUCAAUUUUUAAUAAAAUAAUCGAAAUUUUUUAAAAACAGUAAAAGUUUUAAGGCAAAUCAAGCUGUUCGUUCUGGUAGAUGACACUUUAUACAAUUUACUUGUACAUCAUUGAUACUUAAAAUAUUUAUGCGCUUAGGUAUUUUUUCAUACGAACAUCAUUUAACAGUUAUUGGGAGUUUGAAUUAACUCGCCUGAAUCGUGCCAUUAGUUAGGUUUAUAAUGAAAAAAGCAAGCUAACAUCUCAGAAUCAAGUCGAUCACUUUUCUAUCUAUCUGAAGCUCAUUAAUUACAAAAUAAUUUAUACUUUUUACUCUCAGAACUUUUUGUUCGCAGAGGGCACCUUUAAUUAACGUUGCUUUUUUUUUUUUUUUUUUGAGAUUUAAGAAAUGUUUGAUCUCCACCUGCUCCUAAGUUAAAUGAACAAUCAUGUAUGUGUAUCAAAAAAUGAGAUGAAGAUAGUAUUUUUUGUCACUAUUUCUCUAUCUCUCCCCCCCCCCCCCAUUCCCUCUUUCCUGUAAGCGUGUGAAAGAAAAAAGCCUUAUGUUUAUUUGCAAUAAAAGUUGAUUUAGUAUGACUUCGUUACCUAAAUUAUGUUUCAUCACGCCGUCGAUACAGCUCAUAUAAACUGAGGAUUAAAGUUACAAUCAUUUUAUUUUGAGUCAAUUAUUUGCUUCUUAAAAUAAUUCAUGUCACCUAUAAACGUCUGAGUCGCUCUUCCCGUCAUAUAACCUCAUAGUUUUUCAUUGAUAAGAAACUCCGGACAAAUUGUCAAGUAAAAUUCGGGUAUAUUCAUUAGUUGUUAGGGCCAUUUACUUCAUCUUUUUAGUUGUGUAUGCGUUCAUUCAAAUCGCAGAACACUCUGUCUAAAACUCGGGGUUGUCAAAGUAAAUUCCAAUUUUGGAGGAUAAAAAAGAAAGACUCAACAUUUUAACACAGUAUUUUAGUACACAGUUCUUGACCGAUUUAAGUUGAAUGAUAGACUAAAAAUGUACAUACAAAUAUAUGUAGAGCAAAUACAUGUGACCGGGGUAAGUUCCGUAGUUUUGAAUCCUCUGGCACUAUUGACUUAUUUGAUGACCAUGAACUUGUAAGACUAGAUAAUUUUCCAGUGAAUCAAUUUUUACCUAUAAUUGUUAAUGUUGUUGAUAUUUUUGUUAUACAUAUUUUAUCUCUCUGUUUUUACUUUUAUACACAUUUCUCAAGCGGAUAAUAGCUUUGGUCAGAGAUGGUUAAAAAAGUAAUUGAGAUUUACAGUAUAUUCGGUAUUUCGGUAUAAUUUUACAAUUUUUUGCUUAUGAUUAGGAGCUUGCCGGUAGAGAGGUUAGAAAUGUGUUUCCAGUGGUAAUAUAUAACCUUCGAAAAAAACGAAAAGAUGUUGCUACAAUCCCGAGCCUAUCGAGUUGUUACAAUCACACUGUUCAUUUGUGAUUUUUUUUUAAGAACGAUUUUCGCGCUUAAAAUGUAAAGGGCAUGGCUCUUAAGGAUAUUGUACAGGAUUUUUUACCCAUAGAAAAAAGCUCUCAAAUUUUUACACCGGUGUAAGCCUUUUAAUUAAAUUGUAUUAAAAAGUUUUAGUAAUAGCAGGUAGAAUGCUCUCAUACUGUCAUUCAUUUAUUUUGUUUCUGAUUGAAGCUACAAUCCUUAGGGAAUUCAUCGUAAAUCUCUGCAUCACCUUGAAUUAAUUUUGUUACACGUCAAUGUCAAUAUGUACCUAUUCUUAGUUAAUUAACAUAAAUUAUUACACGUGUCAUUUUCGAGUGCCAAUCCGUUUCAUAAACCCAGGUGAGAGGGCUUCUGAGCCCAAUCGA
This is a messenger RNA of Bemisia tabaci, 7808 nucleotides long. NCBI's taxonomy places the organism in Eukaryota, Metazoa, Arthropoda, Insecta, Hemiptera, Aleyrodidae. The record is from RefSeq and is a predicted model, not a curated record.